Fibroporia radiculosa is the source of this 1062-nucleotide messenger RNA. RefSeq lists its product as uncharacterized. The coding region runs from base 1 to 1062 and encodes 353 amino acids. Gene Ontology annotation, cellular component: nucleus. The record is from RefSeq and is a predicted model, not a curated record. Gene Ontology annotation, molecular function: 3'-5' exonuclease activity; nucleic acid binding. Gene Ontology annotation, biological process: rRNA processing; ribosomal large subunit assembly. NCBI's taxonomy places the organism in Eukaryota, Fungi, Basidiomycota, Agaricomycetes, Polyporales, Fibroporiaceae. The transcript has 6 exons.
AUGCCUUCACCUGGAAAGCGACCAUCCUCAAAUUGGUUGGCUUUGCAGAAAACACUUCCGGACACUAAAACUGGAGGGAGCAGUAAACCUGCGCGCAAGAAACGCAAGGUGGAACAUAGACAUGAAUCUCUGUCGUCUAAUGAAGAUCGUCAGACAUCCGUCGACACCUCAUUUGUCCGUGGACCGGAGCCUGGAGAUGUGAGGUCGAUACCCGACGAGACGAAGAAUGGGGAAUCCAUAGCUGCAUUACGCACCAUGAUAUUAGGCGAGCUUCAGUAUUCACUCCCCCAACAACAGCCGGGGAAGUACCUUGCGCUUGACUGCGAAAUGGUUGGUGUUGGGCCGGAAGGAAAGGAAUCGUCCCUCGCACGCGUUAGUUUGGUGAAUUAUUACGGGGCCGUCCAGUUGGAUGUUUUCGUACGGCAGCGAGAGCGUGUUACCGACUACCGUACCCAGUUCAGUGGAGUCAGGGCUAGUGACAUGGGCAAAGCAAAACAAUUUGGUGAAGUGCAAGCGCAGGUUGCCGAAUUGCUGAAGGAUCGAAUACUGGUGGGGCAUGCGGUGCAUAAUGAUAUGAAAGCCUUGCUCUUGUCACAUCCGCAUCAUCAGACUCGCGACACUCAGAUUUACGCGUUCAAGCACAAAGUUACACGCAGCAAACGUGCUGCCCUGCGGCAUCUUGUUCAGCAAGAACUUGGACUUACCAUUCAAUCAGGGGAGCACUCUAGCGUGACAGAUGCAAGGGCAACAAUGGCCCUCUACCGCAUACACCGCAAAGAAUGGGAGAGGGGUCAGAAGCCACACUUAGUCGCCCAACCUGUUCCCAGCCCCGCCACCGGAAACAAGAGAAAGAGAAUAAAUGCUGGAACUGAUUCCUUACAACUGUCCGAGUUGAAUGAGGAAAGCACUCUCUUGACCUAUCCGGGUGGUGGAAGGAAGGGUGUUAGUUCAGGGUUGUCGACGGUAGUUAAGCGACGAGACUCGGGCAUCAAGAAAACUAAAUGGUGGGUUCAGCUCGAUGGCAGUUCUAAAGGUCAUAUGCGGAUGGCGGCUGGAAGUUGA